UACCUUUCGUGUUCAUAGAGGCCCCAGCGUCAGUCCUCUGGUCUAGAUCGGCACAGAAAUGGGGGGAGCUGCUUCUGAAAUACCCCCCCCAGCUGAGUGUAAAACAAAGAGAACUGAGAGUGACCUGAUGGAGAGAGCAGGCUCACCUGUACCCAGCUGUGUUUCCAUGAAGAGUGACAGGUCAAUGAACCACCCAAUCUUCUUCAGAGACGGACGUUUUCCUAUAGAUCAAAGGGACCGAGUGAAUAGAGUGAAUAAAGGAGACUUGUCAUCCAUCUUCAAGUUACUGGAGAAAAAAGCUCAAAUGUUUCUGAAGGAUGAGCUGAUGAAGUUCAAAAGGUACCUGGAUCAGAAUGACCCAGAAUGCUCUGAGCCUCAGCUGGAGGAGGACAAUGACCUGGACAGUGAUGGUCAGAUGCAGAAGACCUGUGGUAGAGAGGGAGCUCUGAAGAUCACACUGUACAUCUUGAGGACCAUGGAGCAAAAUGAUCUCGCUGACAUGCUGGAGAAGAGGCAUCUUCUGUCGCAGUGUCAGUGCACAACCAAAUAUAAUCUGAAGAAGAAGUUUGAGUGUGUAUUUGAAGGGAAAGCUAAGGAAGGACAGCCAACACUUCUCAAAGAGAUUUACACAGAACUCUACAUAACUGAAGGGGGAGCUGGAGGAGUCAGUGAUGAACAUGAAGUGAGACAGAUUGAAACAGCAUCCAAGAAAAGGGCAAUAGAAGAUAUUACAGUCAGGUGCAAUGAUAUAUUUAAACCCUUACAUGGACGUGCGACACCUAUCAGAACUGUACUCACAAAAGGGGUCGCAGGUAUCGGGAAAACAGUCUCUGUGCAGAAAGUUAUUCUUGACUGGGCAGAAGGAAAAGCAAACCAGGACAUUCACUUCAUUUUUGCUCUUCCUUUCCGGGACCUGAACUUGAUUAAGGAUGAAUACAGUCUGAUUGACCUGCUUCACCACUUUGUCCCAGAACUGAAAUCGCUUGAAUCCACUGCCAUGUAUAGAUACAAAGUUUUGUUGAUCUUUGAUGGUCUGGAUGAAUGUCGCCUUCCUCUAGAUUUUCAGAACAAUGAGAGCUGCUUUGAUGUAACAAAGAAAACAUCACAGGAUGUGCUGUUGACUAACCUCAUUAAGGGAAAUCUGCUUCCAUCCGCUCUGCUCUGGAUAACCUCCCGGCCAGCAGCAGCCAAUCAGAUACCUCCUGAGUGUGUCCACCAGGUGACAGAGAUACGAGGGUUCAGUGAUGCCCAGAAGGAGGAGUAUUUCAGGAAGAGAUUUAGUGAUCAGAGCCUGGCUAACAGGAUUAUCAAACAUGUGAAAUCAUCAAGGAGCCUCUUCAUCAUGUGCCACAUACCUGUGUUCUGCUGGAUUUCAGCCACUGUCCUUGAAAGGCUUUUUAGUGAGACUGAGAGGGGAGAAAUUCCAAGGACCCUGACUGAAAUGUACACACACUUCCUGAUCUUUCAGGUGAGUUUAAAAAAUGACAAGUAUAUGAAAAACUAUAAAACCAAGCUCAAGGAAUACAGCAAGGAAUUCCUUUUGAAACUUGGUAAAUUGGCUUUUGACAGCCUUGAGAAAGGCAAUCUCAUAUUUUAUAAGCAAGAUCUGACAGAGAAUGGUGUUGAUGUCACAGAGGCUUCAGUUUACUCUGGAGUGUGUACAGAAGUCUUUAAAGAGGAGUAUGGGUUGUACCAGGAGAAGGUGUACUGCUUUGUGCAUCUGAGCAUCCAGGAGUAUCUCGCUGCUUUAUAUGUGUUUCUGUCAAACUCGUCAGCUGACCUGCUGAAGACUGCAGUGGAUGAAGCAUUAAUGAGCAAUAAUGGACACUUGGACCUCUACCUUCGCUUCCUCCUUGGCCUCUCAACAAACUCCAGUAAGAUUCUGUUACAAAAACUACUGGGAGAUACAAGACUCAGGUCACAUAACAUUAAGGAAACAGCCCAGUACAUCAAGGAGAAAAUUCAGGAGAAUUUAUCUGCAGAAAGGACAAUCAACCUGUUCCACUGCCUGAAUGAACUGGGUGACAAUUCUCUUGUAAAGGAAGUACAAGGAUACCUGAGUUCAGGAAGUCUUUCAGCAACAGACCUCUCACCUGCACAGUGGUCAGCUCUGGCCUUUGUGUUACUGAUGUCAGAUAAGGAGCUGGGUGUGUUUGAUCUGAAGAAAUACAUCAGAUCAGAUGAAGGUCUUCAGAGGCUGCUGCCUGUGAUCAAGAAAUCUAGGACAGCUCUGCUGGACAGCUGUAGACUCACAGAGACAUGCUGUGAAGUUUUGGCUUCAGCUCUCAGAUCAAACUCCUCUCAGCUGAGAGAGCUGGACCUGAGUGACAAUGACCUGCAGGAUUCAGGGGUGAAGCUGCUGUCUGCUGGACUGGGGGAAUCACACUGUAAACUGGAGAUACUGAGGCUGUCUGGCUGUAGAGUCACAGAAGAAGGCUGUUCUUCCCUGGCUUCAGCUCUGAGGUCAAACCCCUCACACCUGAGAGAGCUGGACCUGAGCUACAAUCACCCAGGAGACUCAGGGGUGAAGCUGCUCUCUGCUCUACUGGAGGAUCCCAGCUGUAAACUGGAGAAACUGAAUGUGGACCACAGUGGAAAGUGCAGGACCAGACCAGGGGUCCAGAAAUACUCCUGCCAGCUGACGCUGGACCCCAACACAGCAAACAGAGACCUGUCUCUGUCAGAGGGGAACAGGAAGGUGACACGGGGGGCAAAGCAGCCAUAUCCUGAUCAUCCAGAGAGAUUUGAGUACUGGCUCCAAGUUCUGUGCAGAGAGAGUCUGACUGGUCGCUGUUACUGGGAGGCUGAGUGGAGUGGAGAUGGAGCCCGGAUAGGAGUGACUUAUAAAGGAAUCGGGAGGAAAGGAGACAGUGAUGACUGUGGGCUUGGAUACAAUGACAAGUCAUGGAUGCUGCUUUGCUCUCCUCACAGUUACUCUGUCCGACACAAUAAUAAACAGACUCUCAUACCCAUAAAGCCCUCAGGCUCCCGCAGAGUAGGAGUGUAUCUGGACUGGGCGGCUGGUACUCUGUCCUUCUACAGAGUCUCCUCUGAUGGACUGACCCUCCUGCACAGCUUCACCUCCUCAUUCACUGAACCCCUCUAUCCAGGGUUUAGGUUUUAUUCAGGGUUAUUUUUUAAUCCAAACUCCUCCGUGUCGCUGUGCAUGCUGGGAUAGCUCACUGUGUGCUGGAGGAAUCAUUUUUACCGUAUCAGAGUGUCACAUGUCGCUGCUUCUCCACGGCAAAAAGGUAAAAUCUCUGCUUUAUAACCAGUAUAACCCUUUUUACUUUGUAUGAAGUGUGACGUAUGUUAGACAGAAAUAAAUGAAUGUUUGUUCAGUUUGCCAAA
This is a messenger RNA of Brienomyrus brachyistius, 3351 nucleotides long. RefSeq names its product NACHT, LRR and PYD domains-containing protein 3-like. Gene Ontology annotation, molecular function: protein binding. The record is from RefSeq and is a predicted model, not a curated record. Bases 59 to 3178 code for a protein of 1039 amino acids. The transcript has 9 exons. Lineage: Eukaryota; Metazoa; Chordata; Actinopteri; Osteoglossiformes; Mormyridae.